AUGACAGACCUCUCCAGCAACAAAACCUAUGCCGUGAAGGUCAUUCCUCACAGCCGGGUGGCUAAACCCCACCAGCGGGAGAAGAUCACCAACGAGAUUGAGCUGCACAGGGACUUGCACCACAAGCACAUUGUCAAGUUCUCCCACUACUUUGAGGAUGCAGAGAGCAUCUACAUCUUCCUGGAGCACUGCAGUAGGAAGUCCUUGGCCCACAUCUGGAAGGCUCGCCAUACUCUGCUGGAGCCCGAAGUGCGUUAUUACCUCAAACAGAUCAUCUCAGGCUUGAAAUACCUUCACCUCAAGGGCAUCCUGCACAGAGACCUCAAGCUUGGCAACUUCUUCAUCAAUGAAAACAUGGAGCUGAAAGUGGGAGACUUUGGGCUAGCUGCUUGCCAGGACAUGUCUGACCAGAAGAAAAAGACAAUAUGUGGGACCCCCAACUACUUGGCCCCAGAAGUGCUGCUGAGGCAGGGCCACGGGCCGGAGUACACCCUGCUUUGUGGGAACCCUCCCUUUGAGACCUCCGACCUCAAGGAGACCUACAGGUGUAUCAAGCAGGUGGACUACACCAUCCCUGCCUUCCUCUCCCUGCCUGCCAAGCACCUCAUUGCUGGCAUCCUCAGACGCAACCCCCAGGACCGCCUCACCCUUGAGGAGAUUUUAGAUCACGAGUUCUUCAAGGCCUACACGCCUGAGAAGCUUCCUCCUAGCAGCUGUGUGAUGGCUCCAGAGCUGAGUCCCCCUAACCCAGCAAAGAGUCUCUUUGCUAAAGUCACCAAGACACUUUUUCGGAAGAAGAAGCCUAAGGCUGGUGAGGGCUCCUUGGAGGACAGGGAUGACAUCUCCAAGCUGGUCACUGGACUGAUGAAGACCUCGAUCUGCCGGCAGAUGAGCUAUAAAACCGUGGAAGGGAAUGAGGCCACCCCACUAUCAUGCCGCAGCACCAGCUCUAGCCCCGUGGAGACAGUGAUGGAGGAGACGUCUCACAAGUCUGCGUCCCCCUCCAUCCGGGGGACAAUGGCCAGCAGCUGUGAGGCCUUUGAAGACUGCAUCACUGCCUCUGCCAUCAUUGAGUCGGCUGUCCGGCUUCUGCGGACCUGCCUCUCCUCCAUGCCCCCAGCGGAGAAAAACCCAGCUUCCCUGGCCCGCCAUGAGCACUUUGUCUGGGUGAGCAAGUGGGUGGAUUAUUCCAACAAGUAUGGCUUUGGCUACCAACUCUCCAACCGCAGCAUCGGGGUCCUCUUCAACAACGGCACGCACAUGACACUUUCUCCCAACCACAGGACGGUGCAUUACAACCCAACCAACAGCAAACACCUUGUGUUCUCUGUGACCACCAUCCCCGAGCAGCUGCAGGGACAGAUGAGUGUCCUGCGGUACUUUGCGUCCUACAUGGAGCAGCAUCUCAUGAAGGGAGGUGACCUGCCCAGCAUAGAUGACCUUGGGCAGCCAGCCCUGCUCCUCCUGCAGUGGGUGAAGACUGACCAAGCCUUGCUUAUGCUCUUCAGCAAUGGGACCCUCCAGGUGAACUUCUACAAUGACCACACCAAGGUGAUCAUUAGCAAGCCUGACCACUCCUGCCUUGUCACCUACAUCAACCGGGAGCGCAACUCCUACACCUACAAGCUGUGCAGCAUCCAAGAGCUGGGCUGCUCUCCUGAGCUCCACCACCGCCUCAGAUACAUCCUCAAGCUCCUCCAAGAACGAGUUGACGCCUAG
Apaloderma vittatum (bar-tailed trogon) is the source of this 1719-nucleotide messenger RNA. RefSeq names its product polo-like kinase 3 (gene PLK3). Gene Ontology annotation, molecular function: protein binding; protein serine/threonine kinase activity; ATP binding. Gene Ontology annotation, cellular component: cytoplasm; spindle pole; nucleus. Bases 1 to 1719 code for a protein of 572 amino acids. The transcript has 14 exons. NCBI's taxonomy places the organism in Eukaryota, Metazoa, Chordata, Aves, Trogoniformes, Trogonidae. Gene Ontology annotation, biological process: Golgi disassembly; DNA damage response; mitotic G1/S transition checkpoint signaling. The record is from RefSeq and is a predicted model, not a curated record.